Miniopterus natalensis is the source of this 967-nucleotide messenger RNA. It is a transcript of the gene RPL6, whose product is annotated as ribosomal protein L6. Gene Ontology annotation, molecular function: RNA binding; structural constituent of ribosome. Gene Ontology annotation, biological process: cytoplasmic translation; ribosomal large subunit assembly. The record is from RefSeq and is a predicted model, not a curated record. Gene Ontology annotation, cellular component: cytosolic large ribosomal subunit; ribosome. Lineage: Eukaryota; Metazoa; Chordata; Mammalia; Chiroptera; Miniopteridae.
AGUUCUCUUUCCCAUCUUGCAAGAUGGCGGGUGAAAAGAAAACCGAGAAGCCGAAUACUAAGGAGAAGAAACCUGACACUAAGGAAAAAAAACCUGAAGCCAAGAAGGCUGAUGCAGGCGGCAAGGUUAAGAAGGGUAACCGUAAGGCCAAGACCCCUAAGAAGGGGAAGCCCCACUGCAGCCGCAACCCGGUCCUGGUCCGAGGAAUCGGCAGAUAUUCCCGGUCGGCGAUGUACUCCCGAAAGGCCAUGUACAAGAGGAAGUACUCAGCUGCUAAAUCCAGGAUUGAAAAGAAAAAAGAGAAAGUUCUUGCUACUGUCACAAAACCAGUUGGUGGGGACAAGAAUGGUGGUACCCGAGUGGUCAAACUUCGCAAAAUGCCUAGGUAUUAUCCUACUGAAGACGUGCCUCGAAAGCUGUUGAGCCACGGCAAGAAACCCUUCAGCCAGCAUGUGAGGAAACUGCGGGCCAGCAUCACUCCCGGGACCGUUCUUAUCAUCCUCACCGGGCGCCACAGAGGCAAGAGGGUGGUUUUCCUGAAGCAGCUGAGCAGUGGUUUGCUACUUGUAACUGGACCCUUGUCCCUUAAUCGAGUUCCUCUGCGGAGAACACACCAAAAAUUUGUCAUCGCCACCUCCACCAAAAUUGACAUCAGUGGCGUGAAGAUCCCCAAGCAUCUCACUGAUGCUUACUUCAAGAAGAAGAAGCUGCGCAAACCCCGGCACCAGGAGGGUGAGAUCUUCGACACAGAGAAAGAGAAAUACGAGAUUACGGAGCAGCGCAAGGUUGACCAGAAAGCCGUGGACUCGCAGCUUCUGCCUAAAAUCAAAGCUGUCCCUCAGCUCCAGGGCUACCUCCGCUCUUUGUUUGCUCUCACCAAUGGAAUUUAUCCUCACAAACUGGUAUUCUAAAUUUCUUACGAAGAACCCGAUUAAACAACUGAUCUGUUUCCUUUGUGUCUUUUUAA